AUGAGGAAGAAUAAAGACGACAACCCUGCGCUUAGACUCUUGGCCGAACAUCAGGAUAGGAAAAGGGCGAAAAGGAUCAAGGAAUUGAAAAAAGAAGGGACCACUUCAUUCGAAAUUCCAGGUACACCGUUACCAGCGUAUGCACCGAGGUAUAAAAUACCUGAGGACAUAUACGAGGAAUUGGAAUUUAAACGACUCAACGAUAGAUUACACACCAGUUACCACUCUGACCCUGAGGCAGCAAGGUUUAUGUGUCAACCUGGCAAGGCUUACCCUUCGCUGCCACAAGAGGACUACGACUAUGUUCAGUUCGGCGGGAUCCGUAAAUGGGCCCAAAGCACCGACGAACCCAAGCAAAAAAGGAAAAUUUUUAGAAAGAGGCUAAGUCUGCCUCCUCCUACUGAAACAGAUAAAGACUCAGACGAAGACUACGAAAAGAUUGCGUCUCCAAGACCUGUUCUGAGAUUGAGAGGUGGAGCGGGAAGCAGCUCCGGAUCACCAUCCGGCACCCCGUCUACCAUGGACAGGAAGCGCAAGCAGACUGAAGGAAAUGAUUUUAACGACCACGAACUCUUAGGAGAAAAGAAGUUGUAA
Cinara cedri is the source of this 594-nucleotide messenger RNA. NCBI's taxonomy places the organism in Eukaryota, Metazoa, Arthropoda, Insecta, Hemiptera, Aphididae. The record is from the annotation of a GenBank genome assembly.